Molecule: messenger RNA, 1179 nt
Organism: Microthlaspi erraticum
Lineage: Eukaryota; Viridiplantae; Streptophyta; Magnoliopsida; Brassicales; Brassicaceae
Source: the annotation of a GenBank genome assembly
AUGACGAUGACGACGAUAAGCGAUAUUCCACCGAAGUUGGUAGGGAAGAAGAUACUGAGGAGGGUUCCGAUAACAUCUUUGGGAGCAGUGCGAUCUGCUUGCAAACUAUGGAACUCUUUAUCCAGAGAUUGGUUCUUGGGUAAAGCAGCAGCAAAGCAGCAGUUCCUAGGGUUCAUGACGAUGGAGUCCAAGGUUUGUUCAGUGAGAUUCGAUCUCUUCAAGGACAAGGACAGAGACGACCGUGGCUUGGUUGAUAUAUCUGUAAAGCAUGUAGCUGCGCUUGAUCAAGUCGAGAUAUCUAAAGUCCAUUACUGCAAAGGCUUAGUGUUAUGCGUCCUCAAGGACAGCUCUAGUCUCGUGGCUUGGAACCCGUAUCUGGGGCAAACAAGGAGGAUCAAGCCCAGUGUAGCUUUCCACACAAAUGACAUGUAUGCUCUCGGAUACGACAAGAAGAGCCGCAGCCACAAAAUCGUGAGGUAUUUGGAUGGUUUACACUCAACAUUCGGGACCGUCGACAGGUUAAGGUAUGAAAUCUACGAUUUCAGCUCUGAUGCAUGGAGGGUUCUUGACGUCACUCCCCACUGGAAUAUAGAGUGUUAUCAUCGCGGCGCAUCUUUGAAGGGAAACAGCUACUUUUUUGCUCAAGAAAAAGUACCUGAAAGUGUUGAAGUGGUUGAGUAUGAAAACUUUUUAAUCUGCUUUGAUUUUACAAGUGAGAGGUUUGGAAAGCGUCUUGCUCUUCCGUUUCAAUCUUACAUAGAAGAGACUGUGACACUGGCUUGUGUCAGAGAAGAGCAGCUCGCUGUGCUGUAUCAGCGGUGGGAAACAUUGCUUGAAGUCAUGCAGAUUUGGGUUACCACUAAGAUUGACCCCAACUCAGUCUCCUGGAGCAGGUUUCUGAAAGUGGACAUGAGACCACUCUGUGGUUUUCAGUUUGAAUAUCUAGCUGCGAGCUUCUUCAUUGACGAGGAGAAGAAAGUCGCUGUGGUUUUCGAUUUUGACAAGGACCUUGUGCACAACACAGCUUAUAUCGUCGGAGUUGAUGGAUACUUCAAGUCUGUGCGUCUCGGAGAAGCUCGGGAUCGCUGGUUCCGCCCACUUGUGUGCUCAUCUUCUUAUCUCCCAAGUUUAGUGCAGAUCAACAACCAAAGGCGCAAAAGGAAGAAACGAGAUGUUUAG